AUGAAAAAUGAAACUUGGACGGUUUCUAAGGCUACAAGAAUCGGAACUUGCUCAUCGAUAGGCGUUUUAUUUCUCGUGGCAUCAGUUCUUACAGUGACAACAAACGGCCCUUUGUUGUUCGUGAUAUUCAAGGAUCCACUGAAAUGCUUCAGACGACCGUUCGCUGUGUUAAUUGCUGGGUUAGCGGUCACUAAUUUCCUUUUCGGUGCAGUUGUUGACACCACCGCCGCAAAGAAUGAAUACCACUGCGUUCAAGACACCGAUGGAAAAACCAAAUUUGACUCUGUAGCGGAUUAUUUCAUCGAUAACUCAGCAACUUUACUAGUUUUUGCUCUGUCAGUUGAUAGGCUCCUCGCUGUUGUUUUUCCAUUUUUUUACCGCUACUCCGUGAAGUCAAUCCACGCGUGCAUAGCGGCUGUUGCCAUUUGGAGUUUCUCGCUUGCGUUCAGUUUAAUUCAGCUAACAGAAUUUCCACAAGAUAUUUACGACACGAUCGAUGUCCAUCUCCAUGUGACAUUUGUACUAACAGCAACCACAAUCAUUUACUGCGUCAUUCAUUGGACCAUUCGCAAGAGAAGAGUAUUUUUCCCUAUCGCUUCAAGGGAUUCAUGUCGCAACUCGGAACAAAGCUGGAGAAAUUUCAAACGCGAGAGAGAAUUCGCGUUGACCGCUUUUCUGAUACUUCUUGCUUUGGUUAUCACGCAGAUUCCUUACCUUGUGAUGAUAAUAGUUAAAGCAAACUGUGAAAGUUGUCUCGAAACAACUUGGUACUUCGUGGGUUUUAAGGUCUCCAACUUCCUUUUAUGCGGAAGUGUUAUUGCAAACCCUUUUUUGUACGCCUGGAGAGUAAAGAUGUUUCGAAACUCUUUCAUGAUCGUCUUCUGCAAAUCUCGAAUCCGUCACAAAGCACAGGAGAUUUCCUUGAGACAACUUGAAGGAAGAAAAUCAACAAAUUAUCGCAAAGAGUUAAGUUUUAUGCAUAUAUAA
This is a messenger RNA of Porites evermanni, 987 nucleotides long. Lineage: Eukaryota; Metazoa; Cnidaria; Anthozoa; Scleractinia; Poritidae. The record is from the annotation of a GenBank genome assembly.